This is a messenger RNA of Dovyalis caffra, 804 nucleotides long. The record is from the annotation of a GenBank genome assembly. Lineage: Eukaryota; Viridiplantae; Streptophyta; Magnoliopsida; Malpighiales; Salicaceae.
AUGGGUUUUGGAACUACUGAUGGCCUUUGCAACACAGGCCUUGGUCUAGGGCUUGGCAACUACCAUACGAAGCAAGAGGAUUGUUCUCAAUCAGAUCAUCUUUUUCAACCAAAGAAGAAGAAACUAUCUUUGAAAUAUGAUCACUCGCUCCCAUCUCUAACGUUAGGUCCUUCACAAGAGGUGUACCAAUCGGCUACGAAAAUAAGCGAUGCAGAUUUGCAGCCACAGGCCUCUUCUCUUAGUGCAGUAUCAUCAUUUUCUAACUCGAGUAUUAAGAAGGAGAGAGAAUUUGGUUUUGGUGAAGAAGUAGAGGUAGAGAGAGUCUCUUCAAGGGUUAGUGAUGAAGAUGAAGAAGGUAGUCCCAGGAAGAAACUUAGACUUACCAAAGAACAAUCAGCCAUUUUAGAAGACAGCUUCAAAGAUCACAGCACUCUGAAUCCUAAGCAAAAGCAAGCCUUAGCAGAACGGCUCAAUCUAAGGCCACGACAAGUGGAAGUAUGGUUCCAGAACAGAAGAGCCAGGACUAAGCUGAAACAAACUGAAGUAGAUUGUGAAUUACUGAAGAAAUGUUGUGAAACACUUACAUUAGAGAACAAGAGGCUGCAAAAAGAGCUACAAGAGCUUAAAUCAUUGAAACUUGCUUCACCUGUAUAUAUGCAGCUGCCUGCAGCUACCCUCAAUAUGUGCCCUUCUUGUGAGAGGAUUUGCAGUGGAUCAAGUGAAGGCUCUUCUACUAGCACUUUCAUAGUUGGACCGAAGCCUAAUUUCUACAAUCCUUAUACCCCCUCAUCCGCAGCUUGCUAG